AUGAACUAUGCUUAUCCACCAGGAGUAGUGCCUGGCGCAGUAGGAUCUGUUCCAGAGCCCCCAAAAGUUGACUAUAGCGCUUACGCAACUGGAGCGUUUGCUGGCAUCCAAGCACAACCUUAUGGAACACCAGUACCUCAGAUGACCCCUAGCGGAACUGCUAUACCAUCC
Strongylus vulgaris is the source of this 171-nucleotide messenger RNA. Lineage: Eukaryota; Metazoa; Nematoda; Chromadorea; Rhabditida; Strongylidae. The record is from the annotation of a GenBank genome assembly.